AUGGGGGAACCAGAAUCCUCUCCCGUGGAACUGGAGAAUCUGUUCCCUCCGGUUUUCACUAUAGCAAUGGUAAAAAGGGCCAAACAGUACGUUGGGUUUCUGAUUUCAAUUAUUGGAAUGGAAGAGGUAUUAAAUAACAUCGAAGACACCACAUAUACAGAAAACGCUCCUAUUGCAGGGGCAGGUGUCGUAGAAUGGAAACCAAGAAUAGGUAUGAAGUUUGAAACUGAGGAAGAGGCAUAUGAUUUCUAUAAUUCAUAUGCCGGUCGAGUCGGUUUUAGCAUCCGCAAAGAGUAUUUUAAUAAGAGCAAGAAGACUGGUAAACUGUCAUCGAGAUUGUUAACAUGCUGCAAGGAGGGUUUCAGGGGUGACGACAUUCGGGACAGUAAUACAAAGACUCCCAGGGCCGAAACACGAACUGGUUGCCCUGCUCGAAUGCUUAUACAACGUAGAAUUAGCCGUGUUCAGGCCAUUGAUUUGGAAUUGGCUUCUGAUUCAGGAAUAAGCCCUCGCAAUUCAUAUGAGUUGAUGGGAAGACAAACUGGUGGAAAACAAUCAGUUGGGUACAUGAAGUUGGAUUUACUAAACCAUAUAAGGAUCCGAAGACAAACUGAGCUCGAAUAUGGAGAGGCAGCAUGGCUAAUGAAUUAUUUUGAGACUCAGUCUUAUGAAGAUCCAUCUUUCUUUUAUGCAUUCCAAUUGGAUAGUGAUCAAAUGAUCACUAACAUAUUCUGGGCUGAUUCAAAAAUGAUAAUUGAUUAUUGCAAUUUUGGAGAUGUUGUAAGUUUUGACACAACAUACAAAGUUGUACAUGGCAACCGUCCAUUUGGAAGUUUCUUGGGGUUGAAUCAUUAUCGGGAGACCGCUGUGUUUGGAGCAGCGUUCAUGUAUGACGAGACUGCAGAAUCGUUUGUGUGGUUGUUUGAAACAUUUUUGAAAGCAAUGUCCGGUAAAGCGUCAAAGACGAUCUUCACUGAUCAAGAUGCUGCAAUGGGAAAUGCAUUGACGCAGAAAAUAGUUUUUGCAGGUGAUGCCAGGGACAAAACAUUAUCUGUGUGUUUGGCACCUAAUGCAAAAUAUACAGAAGCAUCUAGGGUUGUUAUUUAG
Messenger RNA from Cornus florida, 1107 nucleotides. Its product is annotated as protein FAR1-RELATED SEQUENCE 5-like. The record is from RefSeq and is a predicted model, not a curated record. NCBI's taxonomy places the organism in Eukaryota, Viridiplantae, Streptophyta, Magnoliopsida, Cornales, Cornaceae. Gene Ontology annotation, biological process: regulation of DNA-templated transcription. Bases 1 to 1107 code for a protein of 368 amino acids. The transcript is spliced from 4 exons.